Messenger RNA from Candoia aspera, 2383 nucleotides. RefSeq names its product MINDY lysine 48 deubiquitinase 1 (gene MINDY1). Gene Ontology annotation, biological process: protein K48-linked deubiquitination. Bases 58 to 1482 code for a protein of 474 amino acids. The transcript is spliced from 9 exons. Gene Ontology annotation, cellular component: cell periphery; cytosol. The record is from RefSeq and is a predicted model, not a curated record. Gene Ontology annotation, molecular function: cysteine-type deubiquitinase activity; cysteine-type carboxypeptidase activity; K48-linked deubiquitinase activity. Lineage: Eukaryota; Metazoa; Chordata; Lepidosauria; Squamata; Candoiidae.
GAAAAUUUGAAGUUCAGAAGCCAAAGGCGAAGGGAAGCUGCCGGAGGAGCUUUCUUGAUGGAGCCCGACGUGCCGGCCGCAGAGCAAGCUCAGGGGGAGAAGGACGCCUCCGAGUCCGGGGCCCCAGAGCCCGAAGAUGCUGGUGUGGGCUGCGAGAAAGGGGCUCUGGCCGCCCCUCCUGCGGGGGACAGAGAGGAGGCCCCACCUCGCCUGGCCAACGACGACGCCAAAAGCCUCGCGCAGAAAGACAACGGGCGGCUCUCCCCACCGCCUGCCGAAGCCGCCGAAGGAGGCCUCCGUGAGGGGUCCCCGUCCCUGAGUGAGGAGCCCACCUCUCUGCCAACCCCGCAGAGCGCCAGCCCUGUGCCCUCAAGCAGCAGCGCCUACGAGGACACCCCCAAACCACGGUCCUCCCCGGCCAGUCCGCCCAAGCCGCCAGACUUCUACUGCGUGAAGUGGAUCAGCUGGAAGGGGGAGAGGACGCCGGUCAUCAUGCAGAGCGAGAACGGGCCCUGCCCGCUCCUGGCCAUCAUGAACAUCCUCUUUCUGCAGUGGAAGGUGAAGCUGCCUGCGCAGAAGGACAUGGUCACGUCAGACGAGCUGAUGGCUUACCUUGGGGACUGCAUCCUGUCCAUCAAGCCCCAAGGCCAAGCCGAGGCACUCCAGCUCAACUUCCAACAGAACGUCAACGACGCCAUGAUGGUCCUUCCCAAGCUGUCCACAGGGCUGGACGUCAACGUGAGAUUCACCGGCGUCUCCGACUUCGAAUACACCCCCGAGUGCAUCGUUUUUGACCUCCUGAAUGUCCCCCUUUAUCACGGGUGGCUGGUGGAUCCUCAGACGCCCGGGGUGGCUCGAGCUGUCGGCAAGCUGAGCUACAACCAGCUGGUGGAGAAGAUUAUCAGCUGCAAACACUCCAGCGACCCGAACUCAGUGACGGACGGCCUGAUAGCCGAGCAGUUUUUGGAAUCCACGGCUUCCCAGCUCACUUACCACGGUCUCUGCGAGCUCACGUCCACAGUCACAGAAGGCGAACUGAGCGUUUUUUUCCGAAACAACCACUUCAGCACCAUGAUCAAGCACAAGAGCCACCUGUACCUGCUGGUCACGGACCAGGGGUUCCUGAAUGAGGACCAGGUGACGUGGGAGAGCUUGCACAACGUGGACGGGGACAGUUGCUUCUGCGACGCCGAAUUCCACCUCAGCCACGCUCUGGGCAAGGAGGCCGCGGGGGGGUCCCCCGUCGACCAGAGACAGGUGGAUCAGGACUACAUGAUUGCCUUGUCUCUCCAACGCCAGCAAGGCGGGCCUGCCCUGAGCGACCUGGAGCUGGCACAACAGUUGCAGCAGGAGGAAUACCAGCAGCCCCCGCCACCCGCCCCCGCCCCCUGCCCGGCACAGGGGCGAAGCCCACCCACCCCCCGCCCCGCUGGAGAACGCAGACAGAGGCAGAAACCGGAGACGGACUGCGUCGUCCUCUGAGGCUGACCCGCCGGUGUCCCGGGAGGGCCCCCCUUUCCUUCCAGAUCCUGCGGCGGAGAAGGCCACCCCGUUCGCUCCCCAUUGCGUGCCCUUCGGAUGAGCUGCCAGCGCAGAGGGCUCUCCUGUGAAACCAAAAACGCUUGAGGAGGGGGGAAACCCUCCCGCUUUCAAGAGAACCACAACCUGGGGUCUCCCCCACUGCGGAUCUGCUUCUCCCACCCGGCCCGCGGGGGCUGGAUGGAUCAGGGCAGCGUGCGGAGGGGAGCCGGAGAAGCCGCGUUUGGGAGAGAGCACGGGGCAACGAGGGAGUGUCUUCCCGGGCCCAUCUCCCCACAGAGGCCGCGGGAGGCUCCUGUCUCUCUGAUGCUGUUAACAUGGGGGUCUCUUCCCUCGGGAAAAACUGAGCUGUUGCUCAGGAGCGGCUGAGCCUUCGGGAUGAGGGGGUCGCUCCUCACGGACACCCCGGAUCGGAGCCGGGUCGUUGCCGAAGCGGAGGCACCGAGCAGCCGUGCGCACGGACAAGGGGGCGGUUUCCAGAGUUGCAACGGGAGCAAUCCAACCGGUGCAGUUUUCACGGCCUGGAAAAAAUGGGUCCCUUUGCCCAAAGCAGGGACUGGCUGCCUUGGGGGCUUUGCGCGUUUAAACCCUAUUUUUUUGCCUUCUCAAGGGCAGCCGAGGCGCUGCAGAAACACCCCCUGUACGAUCCAAAACAGUUCUCUUUUUUUCCCCCUGGUUUGAGGGCUAUGACUGAACUAAAUCUUACAUCGCUUAAUCAUCAGUGGUUUAAUCCGUUAAGCCUGCCUAUGUUUACAUUUGAAUAAAGCAGUACUGGGCUAAAGGGAGGCGUUCCUUUUCACCCCCAGGGAAUCUACCCAGUUAGCUUCAGCAGAGAUUUAUCUGA